UUACUUGUAGUAGUAGCUUGUAGUCCAGUGACCAACGCACUCGCGACGAGUCUCUCGCAACCCAGAAAAUCAACUUCUUGGCGCACGUGAGCUUCCGCUGUCAUAUCCAGCUCCAGGGCCGGGAACCGGCUCGGCUCUAUAUAAAACCACAGACCGUGAAAACCAGCAAGCCGACCGAGAGCAGAGCCACCAAAGGCAGCGCAGCGCUAGCGUCUUGGCCGGGUCCAUUUCUUCGACAGACCAACCAAACGCUCUCGCAGGACACGCACGGCCGCACCGCAUGUCGUGGUCUGACACGGACGCGGCGCUCUUCGCGGCCGUCCUGGGCCACGACGCCGCGCGCCACCUGGCCACCACGCCGCCGCACCUCGACGGCCCGGCCUCGUCGUCGCCCGAGCUGCAGGCGCGCCUGUACGACCUCGUCGAGCGGGGAGGAGCCUGGACCUACGGCAUCUACUGGCAGGAGUCCCGGGCCGGCGCCGUGCUCGGCUGGGGCGACGGGCACUGCCGCGACGGCCCGGCCGAGCAAGCCGGGGCCGCGGACAGGAGCCUGGCGCGUAAGCGCGCGCUGUUGCGGCUCCACGCGCUGUAUGGCGGCGGGGACGAGGACGGCGCCGACUACGCGCUCCGCCUCGACCGGGUCACUGGCGUUGAGAUGUACUUCCUGGCGUCCAUGUACUUCUCUUUCCGCGAGGACGCCGGCGGGCCGGGCCGCGCGCUCACCUCCGGCCACCACGCCUGGGCCGCCGUCGAUCCCCACCUGCCCGGCUCACCCGGGUGGUACGUCCGUGCGUCCCUCGCCCAGUCCGCCGGCUUACGCACCGUCGUCUUCCUCCCUUGCAAGGGCGGCGUCCUUGAGCUCGGUUCCGCCGUGGCCAUGCGCGAGAACCCCGAGGUCCUGCGCGCCAUCCAAUCUGUCUUCCACGUCGAGGCCGUCGCGCCGGACGAUCGCAUGAGGAUCUUCGGGAAGGACGUUUCCCGCAGCCCCCCAUUGCCGCCGGUGCAAACCACGGGGAGCGACGCCAGUUGGGCGCUGCGGCUCGGCGGGCAAGCCAUGGUGGCGCGCCCGACCAAGCAGGAGGCGGCGGCAGUCAAACCGAAACCCCAGCAGGAGCCUCCCAAGAGCAUAAGCUUCAGCGACGCGCAGAAGCAGGCGGGCGGCGAGGAGCGGAGGCCGCGGAAGCGGGGGCGCAAGCCGGCGAACGGGCGGGAGGAGCCCCUGAACCACGUGGAGGCGGAGCGGCAGCGGCGGGAGAAGCUGAACCAGCGGUUCUACGCGCUGCGCGCGGUGGUGCCCAAGAUCUCCAAGAUGGACAAGGCGUCGCUGCUGAGCGACGCCAUCGCGUACAUCCAGGAGCUGGAGGAGCGCCUCCGGGGCGGCGCGGCGGGGCCGGCGCCGGCGCGGGCGGAGGCCGGCCCGUCCGUGGAGGUGAAGGCAAUGCAGGACGAGGUGGUGCUGCGCGUCAGCACCCCCCUGGACGCGCACCCCAUCUCCGGGGCGCUGAGCGCCAUGCGGGACUCCCAGCUGAGCGUGGUGGCGUCGAGCAUGGCGGUGGCGGACGACACCGUCACGCACAAGCUCGUGGUGCGGUCGGCGGGCCCCGAGCGGCUCACGGCCGAGACCGUGCUGGCCGCGAUUUCCCGUGGGGUGAUGAUGAGCGCCACCCCCUCCCCGUGACCAUGCAGCUGUAACAAUCGCGCGGCAGGCAACUGUCAACCGUUAGGGUAAGUUUAGGUGAGCAUGCUCCUCGUGACUGCAUGCCACGUGGCGCGCAGGAGGAAGGUGAAACUCCUUUCCUCGAGUGGCAGUAUCCCAGAUUGCCAGUGGUAGAUUCAUGUAGUGCACCUGGUUAUCAAUUUGCACCCAGUACACAGUAGAUCAAAUCUACGGAAAAUUGUUAUGUAUAGGAAGAUGCAGUAAUUCUCAGCCUUGUGGA
Triticum aestivum (bread wheat) is the source of this 1937-nucleotide messenger RNA. Its product is annotated as transcription factor MTB2. NCBI's taxonomy places the organism in Eukaryota, Viridiplantae, Streptophyta, Magnoliopsida, Poales, Poaceae. The record is from RefSeq and is a predicted model, not a curated record. Gene Ontology annotation, biological process: regulation of DNA-templated transcription. The transcript has a single exon. Gene Ontology annotation, cellular component: nucleus. Gene Ontology annotation, molecular function: protein dimerization activity; transcription cis-regulatory region binding; DNA-binding transcription factor activity. Bases 281 to 1678 code for a protein of 465 amino acids.